Oxyura jamaicensis (ruddy duck) is the source of this 3534-nucleotide messenger RNA. It is a transcript of the gene SRRM3, whose product is annotated as serine/arginine repetitive matrix 3. NCBI's taxonomy places the organism in Eukaryota, Metazoa, Chordata, Aves, Anseriformes, Anatidae. The record is from RefSeq and is a predicted model, not a curated record. Gene Ontology annotation, molecular function: mRNA binding.
CGGAGCGGAGCGGAGCUGUCCAGCGCUUCAGGAGGGGCCGCGCCGAGCCCAGCCGGGAGGGGCCGGGUGCUGCGUGCCUCCAGGCCACCACACCACCAUGGCUCUCUACAACAACGGGGCCAACGCGCCCUCGCCGCAGGAAGCCUCCAACGGCUUCGCGCAGCCCGGCGCCUCGGGGACGUGGCACAAGGCCGAGGAGGAGGUGAGGCUGGCGGAGCCCAGCCUGGUGAAGAAGGCUCACCGCGAGAUCCUGGACCACGAGCGCAAGCGGCGGGUGGAGCUCAAGUGCAUGGAGCUGCAGGAGAUGAUGGAAGAGCAAGGGUACUUGGAAGAGGAGAUCCGGCAGAAAGUGGGGACCUUUCGGCAAAUGCUGAUGGAGAAGGAAGGCGUGCUCACCAGGGAAGACCAGCACGGGCGCCAAAUAGUGAUAGAGAACCACCACGGGCUGGACGGGGAGGACUACGCGGCGCAGUACCCCGAGUACGGCGAGGGCUGCCUGCUGCAGUGCGACUGCUCGGCCGAGUGCUACCGCGACGACAGCAGCCACCGCGAGUACAGGCUGAAAAGACGGUCCAGCAGCUCCACCUCGCCGCCGCCCAAGAAGAAAAAGAAAAAGAAAUCGGGUCACCGCCGGAGCCGCAAAAAGAGGAAACCUGGCUCGGAACGCAGCUGCGACAGCUCCUCACCGAUCCGCAAGGAGAAGAAAAAGAAGACUGGAAAGAAACACAGACGCGACAGGUCUGAGUCAGGGUCCCGGAAGAAGAGAAGACACAGGUCCCGCAGCCCCAAAAACAAGCGGAAAGAGAAAAACAAAGAGCGCAAGAGGUCCCGCAGCGAGUCGCCGGUCUGGCGGUCGCACCGGCGCAGCAGCUGCAGCUCGCACAGCGCUUCGCUCUCCUCCGACUACAGCAACUCCAAAUCCCCCGGCAGGCUAAGCCCCAAGCACCGCGAGGACGGCCCCAAGGGCAGCAGCGCCCGCUCCAGCCGCAGCCCGUCCUCCUCCUCGCCGCGCCGCUCGGCCUCGCCGCACCAGAACGGGCACAAGGGCAGCGCCCAGAACGGCCGCCACAGCCACGGCGCCGCGCUCGAGGAGCCGCCGGAUAAGAGGCCGGCCUCGCCGUCCCCCUCUCCGCGGCCUCGCGGCAGGACGGAGCCGCCGUCCCCCCGCGCCCGGGGCGGCCGUCACGGCGCCCGCAGCCCCCGCUCGCCCUCGCCGGAGCGAGCCAAGCACGGCCACCGGCACCGCUCCCGCUCCGCCUCGCCGCCACGCCACCGCGGCCAGGCCCCCCGCCAGCCGCCCCCCACGGGGCUCAGCCCCACCGGCUACAGCAGCGACUCGGAGGGCUCGGCCUGCUCCCACCCGCUCGGCCCCGACAGGACCCACGGCGCCCACGCCAAGAAGGUGAAGGAGCGGCACCACCGGGGCCGGCCCAACAGCAGCUCGGAGUCGUCGGCCAAGCACUCUCGGCACGGGGCCUCGGAGCGCAGGAAGAGCCCCUCACACAGCACCGGGCACCGCAGCAGCUCCUGGAGCUCCAGCGGCUCCCUCUCCAAGUCCCGCUCCCGCUCGCGGGAGAAGAGGGCCGGGCGCAGCCGCAGCCGCUCGCCCUCGCAGAAGAAAACUGCCAGCAGAGAGAAGGACAACGAGCCCCGAACACGCCACGGUGACCCCGAUCCCGCCCGGGCCCGGCGCCGCUCCCGAAGCUACUCCCCCAUCAGGAAGAGGAGACGCGAUUCCCCCAGCUUCAUGGAGCCCAGGAGGAUCACCAGCGCUCGCAAGCGUCCCAUCCCCUACUACCGCCCCAGCCCCUCGUCCUCCAGCUCGCUGAGCACCUACUCCUACAGCCGCAGCCGGAGCCGCAGCUACGACAGCUACAGCACCAGCCGCAGCCGCAGCCGGACUCGCAGCCCCCCCAGCCGCUCGCGAAGCCCCAGCCGCAGCCCCAGCUACAACAGCCGCAGCAGCUCGGAGAGCGCCGGCUUCUGAGCCCCGCAGCCCCCCCACCCCGGCCCCGGGAGAAGCCCCCCAGGAGGUGGAAAAACCCCAGGGGGGGGGGCUGCUGAGGAUGGACCCGGCGGCGGGGGGGAAAGUCGGGGGGUGGAUGGAAACCUUGCGGGGCAGUGGGCGACCCCGAGCCCCCCCCGGAGUAUUUUGGGGGUCGGGGGGGGGGGGGGGGGGGGCUGGGGUGUUUUUUCUGCAAACGCCGGGGUGGGGUGGGACGGGGUGGGCAAGCACAGAGCGAGGGAACAAAUUGCUUGGCAGAGACCUUGGACCGAGCCAGCGGGGCGGCGGGGCCCCCGACGCGGUGCGCUCCGGCCGGCGGCGCUUCGUUUGGCUCGGUUGGACUUUUCUAGCACGCGCUAAAUAAGCGUGUUUCUCCUGCCCACGCUCGGGGCUUUUCGCCGACACCGGGCGGGGAAGAGGACACCCCAGGGACGGAGGUGACACGCGCCUCUCCGGGGUGCUGGCAGCCCCGAGCACCCGCAGAGCCGCAGAUGAACAAAGCGAGGAGCAGCCCGGCGUCGUCCUGUCUCCUCCCACGUGGGGCUACGGGGCUGGGGUCCCUCUGCCUUGGUGCUGUGCGCCCCCUGCCCCUGCAGAACAAAUGCUGCCGGGUCCCCUGGGUGUCCCCGUGAGGGGGAGCCGACAGAUUUGGGGUGAAAUUGUGCUUUGGGAUGCUCCCCACAGCGCUUGCGGGGUGCUCUUUGGGGUGCCCCCCACCUUUCCCUUGCUUUGGACACCUCCGGGCUCGUGCGCGGAGCCGUGGUGCAUGAAGAGGCUUCCUCCGAGCGCCGGAGCAGGGGGACCCCUGGCAGGGCACGAGGGGACAGGGCUGUCCCCGAGCCCCCCCGGCUACCUCCUCACCCCGGUUCGUGACCCAGUUCCCGGUCCUAAUGGCUUCCCCGUGCCACUCCCCCAAAGAAACGCGGCCCCGAGUGAAGGCUUUGACUCCUCUUCUGGAAGAUGCUGCCACUGGUGCCCUGGCUGGGGCAGCCGUGGGUUAGCUGUGCCUCGGGGCCCAGCGGGCAGGAUCCGGCCCCUCUGCUCCGCUUCGGCCUCCCCCCGAGCAUCCCUGCGCCCCUCCAGCAGCUUUAUGAAUUUAAUUUUAAAAAGAGAGGCGGGGAGGGGGGGGGGUGACGAGCACGGGCUGGCCGGGUGCUUUGCUGACAGCCCCGGUUCUGUGCCGUUUUGCUGAUUUCCCAAAAAAAAAAAAAGCCCUUCCUGGCUGCGGGGGCUGCUCCCCAGCCCCGCUGCUGCCGGCCCCGGGGCGGUUUGCAUUUAAUCCGCGUUGGCCACGCGUUUUCCGCCUGGCUGGAGGAGGACGAAGGAGCUGAGCCUCCCGGGGUGGGGAGAGCAGCUGCCGGGAUUAACGCGCGGCCCCGCAGGGAGAGCCGGGCUUUGUGCCGCCCUCGGACACCCGCCUGCAGCCAGCCCGGGGGCACUGGGGGGGCACUGGGGGGGGCACUGGGAUGCUGACUGGAGUCCAGCCCAGGUGGUAAUGCGGCGGUAGAGCUGGUGAAUGGGUCUCCGGA